Penaeus indicus is the source of this 642-nucleotide messenger RNA. RefSeq names its product cuticle protein AMP1B-like. Gene Ontology annotation, molecular function: structural constituent of chitin-based larval cuticle. The record is from RefSeq and is a predicted model, not a curated record. The coding region runs from base 73 to 468 and encodes 131 amino acids. The transcript has 3 exons. NCBI's taxonomy places the organism in Eukaryota, Metazoa, Arthropoda, Malacostraca, Decapoda, Penaeidae. Gene Ontology annotation, cellular component: chitin-based extracellular matrix.
CUGACCGGGCCGCGCAACAAGUAUAUAUAGCGUGUGACCAGCGACAAGCAUCAUCCACAUACAGACACCAAGAUGAAGCUGAUCGUCUUCGCUUGCCUGGCCGCCGCUGCCUUUGCCUUCCCUCAGAAUCCUGAAGGGGACGCAGAAGUAGUAUACGACGAGAGGACCGACCAGGGCGACGGCAACUUCAGGUACGCUUUUGAAACGACCAACGGCAUCACGGCAGAGAAGACCGGUGUCCCAGGAUCAGCUGGACAGAGCAACAUGCAGGGAUCAUUCAAGUUCCCCCUCCCCGAAGGUGGAUACGUUGAAGUCACCUACACUGCCGACGAAGCAGGUUACCGACCGGAGUCCGACGCCAUCCCCACCCCCGGCCCCCUCCCCCCACACGUGUUCGAGCUCCUGGCCAUUGCCGAGCAGCAGCGAGCUGCGGGAGUGAAGUUCGAUGAGCAAGGUUUCGAGAUCUAGUGAAAACUCUGCGGUAUCAUCACUAACACAUCCACGACAGUCACCAUCUCUACCCAACGUCCUCUUUCCCAUUAUUUAACCUCUGUAGAUAAUGACUUUCUGAACGCUGCUUCGGGAUAUCCACCAGCAUACACAAUCCAAUAAAAUGCAUGUACAUUAUAUGUGCCCAUACUA